Drosophila ananassae is the source of this 529-nucleotide messenger RNA. Its product is annotated as drosocin. The transcript has a single exon. The record is from RefSeq and is a predicted model, not a curated record. Bases 215 to 421 code for a protein of 68 amino acids. NCBI's taxonomy places the organism in Eukaryota, Metazoa, Arthropoda, Insecta, Diptera, Drosophilidae.
UAAACACGCAAAUUGUCGUCGCAGUUCACCUUCGGUGGCCAAUUUAUUGUCAACACCAGAUGAAAAGUCCCCGCUCUGGGGAACCACCGGCGACCAGACCACAAGACGUGACUGCGCCUUCAAGUCGUUCGCUUUAAUCAGCGAUCGUGGCUCCUAUAAAAGGCGCCACUUUUCCAAAGACUGGCAUCAGUUCGAUUUGAUAACUCGAAGCAAAAUGAAAUUCACCAUCGUUUUUCUGCUGCUGGCCUGCAUCUUCGCCGUGGCUCUGGCCACGCCCGGAAAGCCAAGACCCUACAGCCCGCGGCCCACCUCCCAUCCACGCCCCAUUCGUGUGAGGCGCGAAGCUCUGGCCAUCGAAGAUCACCUGGGACUGGUUCAACCCGCUGCUGUGGUCCGCCCACCUCCAAUCUUGCCAGUCUAAAGUCAUGGGACACCAGGAAAAAUAUAUAAAAAAAAAAAUGUUUUAACAUUGUUUAUUAAAAAUUGCUUGUCACUUUUGUACAAUAAAUGAAGCUUCACUAAAAAAACA